UGCGCAGUGGAAAGCCGCACCGGGGAGCUGCUGAGGGGCGCCGGUGUCAUGUGAAGGCACACAUGCUCUGCCAUCCACGCACGCUCCCUCUCUCUUCUUCCUCAGCGUGUUUUUCCUGUCUUUUCUAACGUAACUCCUUUCCUUUCCCCUCCCCUGCUUCGCUACUAGCCACCCGCCGCCGCUCCGCGGCCCAGGCGACCCCCGCAGGGGCUCCGCAGCGGGCGGGCGGGCGCGGAGCGGCCGCCAGGGAGGGGCGCACCCAGUGACAGGCAGCCCGCGGAACCGCGCCCCGCGGAGCCGCCUCGGAGGUAUGGUUUUCCUGGCGGAGCAGAGCUGCGGCGGCUGCCGCCUCCGCGGGUGCUGAGACGGGAUUUUGGUGGUGCGGUUCCCGGGCUCCCAGCUUCAUGACUGCGCGGAGCGGGGAGCCAACACCAUGCGAGCGCAAAUUGAAGUGAUACCAUGCAAAAUUUGUGGUGAUAAGUCCUCUGGAAUACACUAUGGAGUCAUCACUUGUGAAGGCUGCAAGGGAUUCUUUCGGAGGAGUCAGCAGAACAAUGCCUCCUACUCCUGCCCAAGGCAGAGAAACUGUUUAAUUGACAGAACCAACAGAAAUCGUUGCCAACACUGCCGACUGCAGAAAUGUCUUGCCCUGGGAAUGUCUCGAGAUGCUGUGAAGUUUGGAAGAAUGUCCAAAAAGCAGAGGGAUAGCUUGUACGCUGAAGUGCAGAAGCACCAGCAGCGACUGCAGGAGCAGCGGCAGCAGCAGAGUGGUGAGGCAGAAGCGCUCGCCAGGGUUUACAGCAACAGCAUCAGCAACGGCUUGAGCAACCUGAAUAACGACACUGGCAGCACCUACUCAAACGGGCAUGUCAUUGACCUGCCGAAGUCUGAGGGUUAUUACAAUGUGGAUUCUGCCCAGCCUUCCCCAGACCAGUCUGGGUUAGACAUGACUGGAAUCAAACAGAUAAAGCAGGAACCUAUCUAUGACCUCACCUCUGUACCAAACUUGUUUACCUAUAGCUCCUUCAACAAUGGGCAAUUAGCUCCGGGGAUAUCCAUGACUGAAAUAGAUCGAAUUGCACAAAACAUCAUUAAAUCUCAUUUGGAGACAUGUCAAUAUACAAUGGAGGAGCUGCACCAGCUAGCGUGGCAGACUCACACAUAUGAAGAAAUUAAGGUUUACCAGAGCAAGACCAGAGAAGCCCUGUGGCAGCAGUGUGCCAUUCAGAUCACCCACGCUAUCCAGUAUGUGGUGGAGUUUGCAAAGCGCAUAACAGGCUUCAUGGAGCUCUGCCAGAACGACCAAAUUCUCCUUCUUAAGUCAGGCUGUUUGGAAGUGGUUUUGGUGAGAAUGUGCCGUGCCUUCAACCCACUCAACAAUACUGUUCUGUUUGAAGGAAAGUAUGGAGGGAUGCAAAUGUUUAAAGCCUUGGGUUCUGAUGAUCUAGUGAAUGAAGCGUUUGAAUUUGCAAAAAAUCUAUGCUCCUUACAGCUGACUGAGGAGGAGAUUGCCUUGUUUUCGUCUGCUGUUCUGAUAUCACCAGAUCGAGCGUGGUUAAUAGAGCCAAGGAAGGUCCAGAAGCUUCAGGAAAAGAUUUACUUUGCACUUCAACAUGUGAUCCAGAAGAACCACCUCGACGAUGAGACUUUGACAAAGUUAAUAGCCAAGAUACCAACCAUAACUGCACUUUGCAACUUGCACGGAGAGAAACUACAGGUAUUUAAGCAAUCUCAUCCGGAUAUAGUGAACACACUGUUUCCUCCAUUAUACAAGGAGCUUUUCAAUCCAGACUCAACCACUGGCUGCAAGUGAAGGGGAUAAUAGAAUUUUCACGUAGUCAUGGAAUGCGUCACUAUUAAGACAAAAUGAAAUGUUUUCAUGAAGAACUUAUUGAAAAUGUCACUACUGCAACACUAGGAAUGUCCUGCACUUAAUAGAAUUAUUUUUCACCGCUACAGUUUGAAGAAUGUAAAUAUGCAACUCUGAGUGGGGAUGUCUUUUUUCUCUUUUCUUUGUUUACUUUUUCGUUUUAAACUGACAAUGAAUAUACAAAUAUAGGACACUGGGUGUUACUUUUUUUUUUUUUUUUUUUUUUUUUUUUUAAUUUUAUUGGGGGUUAUUUUGGGAGACAACUGUUCCUAGAAUUUUAUUGUAGAUAUACAUGAGAAUAGAGGAGUACUUUGCAGUAUUACUCUUGCUGUUUAUUGUUCAAAUAUAAUUUAAGAAAAUUCCACUUAUUAGACUUGCCUAUUUCUAUGUUUUUAGAUAGUUUAAUGCAUGUGGAAAUUUGUAGCUGUCUUGGAAAUUAUGGUGCAUGUAUGAAAUACACAUAUAUAUGUAUAUAUGCUAUAUACUUUAUAUACAUAUAUAUAUGUAGGUAUUAUAUGCAUACAUGCUGUAGCUUAAAAAUCCCAUGCCUACUUUUAAAGGAUGCUCAGCCUGGCUGUCAUGCAUUUCUUACUCUCCAAAUAACAUGUUAGAUUUACUUUGCCAUUCAGAGUUAAAUUAUCAGCUGCCGAUGUGUAAUGACAGAAUCACUUCUGAGGUAUGUGUAAUGUAGUGCAUGUGUGCAGUCUGUAAAUGAAACAUCAGGAAUGUAUCAAUGGUGCAAAAGCCUUGUCUGGAUGAUUUUAGCAGAGAGAACACAAGUUUUUGUUAUAGGGAUAGGUCACAUAAAAAAGUGAGCAUUAUAGGGCAUAAUGGCAGUAAAGUAUCCGAAACACAGAGUGAAAAUGUAGACUAUCCCACAUGUAUGCUUUUCUGAUUCCACACAUGAUUUUAUUUUAUAUAUACUAUUUUGGAAAGCAGUUGCAAGGCUUGGUUUGGUUUUUGCCAAACUCAGUGAAAAGAUGUAUAUUGAACCCAGCAAAAACCACAGGAAGCCUAAAAUGUAGCUCUGAAAAGUAACGGCAGAGGGAGGUAGGGAGGAGGAAAGUCAAAGCAAGCAAUGACCAUGGUUACAAAGGCGAAUGUAACUAUCACUGUUUGUGACAUAGCCAUCAUCUAAAUGAGACUGAUGGUUUCCAAAUCACACAUACAUAUAUGCAUGUUACAUACACAUGCAUAUAUGUAUGUAUAUAUCCGUAUGUAUAUAACUGUGUAUAUAUACUUACAUAGAGUUGAUUUUAGAUGCGCUUCAGGAGGGGAGCAAAGGAUCAGAACUUGCUUUUUUUCUGUCUCUGCAUUGACUUUAUGUGCAUUUGCUUGCAAAACCAAAGGCAAACACAGAGGUGAGUGGAAGACUGCCAUGGACUUAAUCUUGUGGAUUAAUUAAGUUUAAUUAGCAGUCAUGAUUAAUGUAUUUGAAUCCUGCCAGAGACAGAAAAUAAAGACUUCUUAGCUAUGGCAGAGGAAUUCAGUUUCUGCUAUAGCUCUGUCCUUACCACCAGUUUUACUCUUGUGAGCAUUUCAGAUGACUGUCCUCCGGAAACACCAGUGGAGGGAGCAGAGCAUAAAUAAGAGGAAACAGACAGCAGAGAAGAAACAAACACAGGUUCACAAGCAAAUACAUUUCUUUAUUUCCAGUCACACAGAAGUCAGUGCAGUCAGAGGCAAUGUGAGGAGGAGCAUGCUGGCAGGAGGCUGCACGGCAGAGCAGUGUCAGAGGGGGGACACAGCUGGGCCCCAGGGUGGGUGCAGAAACUUGUUUUGUUGAUGUAAUAACUUAAUGCCUCCCACUUUUCCAGCAUACUGGCACAGAUCUGAUCUCAAUCUUCUGUUCCCUUUUCUGCAUGACCAAAUAAUUUACAGAGUAAAGUACUUUGUGGAGUUUUCCAUUGCCCUCAUCAGCCAGUUUGCAAGUUUACAUACGUUUCAUGACAAAAUCCCAUCUGCACAUUAUCAAUGUUUGUCUACUCUGUUUUAGCAAUGCCAAACCAUAUGCAAGAGCAGUUAAAAACUCUCAGCUAAUAAAUGUUUCUUUUUACGUCCAUUACAGCUUCAAAAAGAAAAAAAGAACAAAUGUGCACAGCAAAGUUAGAUGUACUGAGAAUUUUGUUGCAAACAUGACACACUCUUCAAAAUUACUUAGUCCUAUAUAACAGCAAUUUCUAGAAUACCUUUUUUGUUCCAAAUUCCGAGCACAUUUCUGAUCUCUGGUGAUUACAUUAAAAUGUCUUCAAUUAACAUCAUAAAGCUUGAUUCUUCUUUAUACCACUUAAACAAAAAAAAUGGCAUUCCCCUUUAAGGUGAUUUAUCUGUUUGCAACCCCUUUUGCAUGGCAAAUCCAUGAAAAGGACUCCAAACUCCAACUCUUUCUAAUAACAAAAUGCUUAAUUAACUAUAUUUCUGUACUGCUUGUGUGAAUUUAUUUGGGAAAAAAAUUCAGUCUGAACCCUAGAAGUGCUCAGUUUUAACUGCAGGGGAUUCAUAUUUUCCUUAUCUUUUCCAGCACAAGAACACAUGUAUAUAUUUGUUUGAAAUUCUUUAUAAACUUGUUUUCAGUAUAUCAAAAUUAACAUGUUUAGUCAACCCACAGAAAUAUAAAAUAUGUGAUAAAUAUUACUGUUCUUAGGGGUUUGUUAUGUUUAUAAAUAGUCCUUCACAGUUACAGAUUACAUCUUGAAAAUAUUUUGUUCUUUUCAAAUAAGUUAAUCAGACCUUGAGAUUUUUUACUUAUGUCUUAGGCAAGAUAACCAAAUGGAGAUCACCAGUGAAAAAGACAUUAUUUAAUCAUUACCAGCAAGGCUUUUAAUCCUUAAAGCACUGUUCUUAAAUCACUGCAACCUCAUGACCUUUUCAGUCAGUAAGGAUUACUGCCACUUCUUAAAGACGCAGAAAUGGAGGAAAAGAAGUUAAAUUAGUUGCCGGAGACCACGAAGGUCGCAGUUUUUAGCCCUGGUGUAAAAAUGGAUUCUUGUCUUUUGGUCCUAAAAAUAUAAAGAUCCUGGUAUACAAAAUCUUCAUUUCCAUUGAUAGGCAGUAGCCUCUACAAACAAUUACAAAUACUGCCAAGCAAAUAUUUGUCUUCAAGUAAUGUUAAUUAUCAACAGUUUGCUCUAUUUUUGUUAGUACUUUUACAGAAUUUGAGCAAAUAACCUUGUUGUUUAUUUGGAAAAUAAAAAUUCAUUCUUAUACAUUACUUAUUUGUGGUAACUAAGGCUGAUAAAUUUUAUUUAAUUUUCUGUGAUUUGGGAUUGGCCAUGUAGGUAAAGUAGUACCUCUUUUGCCCUUCGCUGACUGAGUUUAAAACAACAAAAAAUUAUUACAUGCUAUAGGGUAGAUUUUUGAUGUAGGUUUUAAUACAUAGUCAUUUAUACUUAAAAUUUCAGAUUCUUGAUAUUGGAUUAAAUGUGUUGAAGUUAUCGAUAGACUUUAAAUAAUAAAAUAGCAUGAAUUCUAGUAUAUAACUGCAUAAUACUCUCACAAAAUGCAUUUCAGAUAAUAUUAGUGCUGCUCUUUGUUUCUUCUUGGCUUUCAUUAGUUCACAGUAGUAUCUGAAGCCCUUCAGUUAAAUCUCUAAAACAAGGAUUUGUCAUAUCUGCUCUCUCUAGUAAUUAGUUAUGUUUGUUGAUUUUUUUAGUGACAAGCUUUUUAAAUAAGACACUUUUUUUUAAUGAUUUAUUUACCCGGGAUUUUUGACAGAAGGAUAUUUAAAGCAUGUAUUGAAUCAUCUAGCAUUGCUCUCGCAAUAAUUCAAACACGUUGAUCUAAAUUAUCCUUGGCAUCAAGGAAGCAGAUGUAGGCUUUUCAUUAUACUACCACAGAAACUUAAUUUUGCUGUAAAUGUCACUCUUGCCAGCUCUUUGUAUAAAGAAUUAAUUCCAAGAGUCAUAUUUCCUUCUAAUGGAAAUACUGCUUUAGUGAUUGCUAGGAAAAAAAAACAAAAAAAAACAAACCAAACACCACACACAAAAAAACCCAGGGUAAUAGAAUGCAUUCAGUUGACCCAACUUCUUUCCAAAAGCAAGGUAUAUUUUUUGAUUGGUUUGUGUUAGGCAGCAUUUAGGAAUUGAUUCCACUAGUUGUCAGGCUCCCUUAGCUCCACCUAGCACUACUGAACAUGGAGGCAGCUCAGCACCACAUAGAAAGUGCUCAGCCCCUCGUAAAGUCCAAGGCCCAUGGUGUUAAGAGGGCCCCUUUCAGCUUUGUGGAGCACAAGUCAGUUGUUAUCUCAUACUUGCUUUUUAAUGCUUUUACUUCACGGUUCCCAUUGUCCAUUUCAGCUCUUUUUCACAGGGAUCAGUUUGUUCCUCCUGUUGCACCUUGGGCUCCAAUGCUGUCUCGAUGCCUCUGCCAGGUUAUGGUGCUCCAGGUGGAGCAGCAACCAGACUUGUGCAUGAAGAUGAGCUUUACUAUGGGAUUUUCUUUGUUUUCAUGGUGGCAGCUUGCAUAGGUGUACAUUCCUCUUUGGGAUAGUUUGCAGGGGUUUCUGACAUGACAACUUCUACACAAAGAGGGUUCAAAGCUGCUCUUGUGCUUUGGCCUCUCAGCCUCCCACCACUAGUCCAUGAGAGCUGCUCAAAGACUGCAGCAGUCUCACAAAGCACUCAGGCAGCACCCUCAGAGAUGUGCAGCUGAUGGCUCCCUUCCCUGUAUUUUUUCACUCCCUCUAAAGGGGUGCUACAAAGCACAUUUGAAAGAUGUUCAGGCUCCUCUGUCCUCCUUCCUCCUGGCUCUGUAUUAUGUGCUGUUUCCAGAAGAGCCAACGUCCAGGCUGGAAGUUGGUUCCUGUUUUCAGAGUCAUUGUCUAUUGGACAUCCCAGGAAUACAGCACUGGGCAAUAAAGUCAAUCUGAAACAUGGAAGAGAUAUUUUAUCCAAGUAUGUCUAACCAUAUAUGAAAUAGAAACCUGAGACAGAACAGCUCGCUUUUCCCUGGCAAUAACAAAAUAGUGUAUUUAUACCUACCAACCUGUCCCAGCACUUUCUGCCUCCACUCUAGAAGCUAACUCCUAUCUCUGACAUCCAUUAGGAACAGUGUGUUGGAGAUCCAGACCUCUUAUUUCCUUUUUAAGUUUCAUGCUUUGUAAAUGACAAUCACUGCUUGACGCAGAUGUUGCACUGUAUGCCACUCAGGGAUGUUUCAUUACUAAAAAUAGCUAUAUAAAUAUAACAGUGAUAAUAAGGAAGAGAAUGUUAGAGGCUUUGAAGGGCAUGGGGUUGAGCUGCCCAAAUGAACGAGACCCAGACAAGGCUUUCAAGCCAGUGAUUAGGAGUAACAUUGGUAUAAACUGAAUUCACUGUCAGCAUUUCCUCAGCUUGAUGCAGGACUCACUUGACCCGUUGUUUCACAGUCAGUAGAGCUCUACUGACCCAUCAGUCUGAGAUGUUAAAGUCCUUUUGGAAACAGAACACAGGCAAGCUUUGUACAAGUUACUGAAUUUAGACAACUGACUAAAGAAAGUGCAGUUUAAAGGUGCUGAGUUUAGGUACCAUUAGUCUGAGUGCAUAUUCAGAAUUGCUGUGGGCAUGUAAGAAGAAAGGUUAAGACGUGGAACAAAUGAUGGUAUGUCAGCAAUGACAGCAACAAUUAUGCCGAGCUACCACAUGGAGAAAUGACUAUAAAGAGCAAGUAGUGUAACGUGGCUAACAGCUACCCCUUCCUCUCAGGGAUGCUACCCCUAGUCCUCUGUAGCAAUGUAUCUCCGUGGUAUGACCAGUCCUUUUCUCACCUCAGGCAAACAUGACAUCAUUUUAUACUGUGCUAGUGAAAAAUACUCCCAUUUUCUAGAAUUUCAAAAUGCGCUUCUGCUUAUUCCUAGCUUUACACCAUGCUUUUUAUAGACCUAUCAUUACAAGGACACACGCACGAAGAAAAAUUGCUGUGGGUUAUAUUGCCUGUUAUUGAGUUAAUUCCAGGUCUCCAGCCAAGAGGUUUACCUCAGCUCUGAGUAUGAUCAUCGCUCCUGUUCCCACAGUGAGGAUGUAUGCGUUUUUACUCACUCCAUCUUCUGAAUUCUCUACACCUAGGAGGUGGGUGGACAACUUGAAGAGGUAAAAAGGAGAGGCAAACAUCCUUACGCACCAAGGUUUCAUAAUCAUAUUCCUUGCCAACUGUCCUGUUGCAAUUUGAAUUUCAGUCUUUCAGGUUGCUGGGAGCCCUGUCCAAGUGAGUGAAGUUCUUGUUAACAUGAUACCUGCCCAUUAAAAAGGGCAGUCUUGUGGCCAGAGGACCUUGCCUCUCUUUCAUUUCCUUUUACUCCUAAUGAAUGAGGCCUGGAGUGGUAAAUGAUUCAUCUUUCUCAAAGCCGAUCCUCACCUGCAGCAUGCAAUGGAGGCUCCACCCAGGAGGUGGGAAGCAGGCUCCUUCCUCCUCUUCCUCCCAGCCUCCACCCAGCUGCAUUGUCCCUGCACAUGUUGUCCCUGGAAGUAAGGCCAUGUGACAAUGAGCCCAACACACCAGUAAUUCACCAUCCCAGAAGUGGCUGGCAGAAGAUGACUUAACUAAUAAAAGCCACUUGUGUAUGCAGUCUGUAGACGAAUGUCAUUGUGAAAAAAAAAAAAAAAAAUCUAAAAUUUCUGCAGUGGUAGCUCAUAGUCGGUAACUCUCCAAAAAAACACAGCCUGAACGUCUAGUGACAUGGUAGAUGUGUCAGUGUCCACCAGACAAUUUUUGCAUUUUGUUUGUGCUGAGAGGAUAAGGCAAUGCACAAAAUGCUCUGGGAGAGAUAUCCUGGGUGUUACUGCAGGCUGCGAGGAUAGUACUGCUCACAGUGAGUUCAGUAAAGCAUUGUACUACAUUUACACAAUUUCAUCAUCCUCACAAUUCCAGAACAUCACAUAGGGAGAGUGAAAGAAAACAUCAUUGGAUAUAGCAGCAAUAAAUAAAUUUUAAGUGUUUCUUUGUAACUGCACUUGCAGAAAAUGUUUGCUUUGCACGUGGUCUUCUGUACAAUAACAAAGAAAAAGCUUCAUCUAAUGUAGAUAUCAAAGUGUUUUUGCAUAUUUGUUGGAUUAGUUGGAUGGAGCUGCUCAUUUGUGAUCAAAGAUACUGCUGUUGAGCAAAAUGUAUGUGCUUCAAGAAAAGGCUGAGGCCCUUGUUUAUGGCUGUACAUUGGCAGCAGUAAAGUAUAUUCAAUAUAAAACUCCAUCUAGAUAGAAUUUUUAAAAUGUCUGCUAGUUUUCGAUAUUAUGAUCAUGUUGGUCCCUUAUUUGGGCAACAAGAACACAACUGCAUUGAAAAACAAGCAGGGCCAGAUGGUCAGCCACAAAGAACAAUAAAGAACAGGCUUUAUCUUGAAGACUGUUCCAGAUAAAACCAGCUUAUUAAAAAAAAAAAAAAAAAAGAAAAAAAAAAGAAAAA
Columba livia (rock pigeon) is the source of this 9244-nucleotide messenger RNA. It is a transcript of the gene RORB, whose product is annotated as RAR related orphan receptor B. Gene Ontology annotation, biological process: regulation of transcription by RNA polymerase II. The transcript has 10 exons. Lineage: Eukaryota; Metazoa; Chordata; Aves; Columbiformes; Columbidae. The record is from RefSeq and is a predicted model, not a curated record. Gene Ontology annotation, molecular function: zinc ion binding; nuclear receptor activity; melatonin receptor activity. Bases 434 to 1813 code for a protein of 459 amino acids. Gene Ontology annotation, cellular component: nucleus.